AGUGAAGUCGCAUUAUAAUUGGCAAAUGUUGAACGUAACGCAUGCAGAAGUGUCUGGGAAAAGAUAUAUCACAAUUAACGAAAUUCGUGAUAUCAUCCGAAGAUUGGAAGUUAGCUUGAAAUGUUCGCGGGAUUUGGAAGCUGCCAGAUUCCUGCGAUAUUCCACCUUGAAAUCUCGCGAUAAAAUUCUAACGGACGAUCUGAAGAAGAUUAAAACGCGAAACAAACAGAUGUUAAAUUUAUUUCGACAAAGCGUCACGGAUGUUCAGCUCGGUUCUCUCGAUAUAUUGCCGGAAACUCUGAGAAGACAAGUGCAAAAAACAUGGCAUCAGAAAUACGAUACUCUAUUAUCUCAGAACGAGCAAUUAAAGAAACAAAUUAUUGCUACAAAUUGUGCGAUGAAACAGAAACAGAAAGAAGUAAGGGACUAUUUACUGCUAUAAAUAGAAUUGCAAUAUAAAAGUAUAAAAUAGUGUCAAAGAAGUACACUGCACAGUUGCGCAGUUAGCAAGUGUUGAUUCAGAACAUUUUUUUUUAUUAUUAUAAACGUUUUAUAAACCACUUUUAGCACUGACCGAUUUAUAAUAUUUUAUAUUACAAUUUUUGUUUAAGAACAUUAAAAAGAAUUUGUAAAUAAAAUAUUCAUCGUCAGUUUGAGAUAUUUGUGUAACAAAUUAUUUUUUGCGCGAUAUAUGGUUUUGAUAUAUCGGAUAUUAAUUUCAUCACAUUAAUUUUUGUGUGUUCAACUACAUAUUUCAUAAUUUAUCAAUUUGUAAACGUAAUAUACAUAUUG
Molecule: messenger RNA, 792 nt
Organism: Monomorium pharaonis (pharaoh ant)
Lineage: Eukaryota; Metazoa; Arthropoda; Insecta; Hymenoptera; Formicidae
Exons: 4
Coding region: 26-442 (138 amino acids)
Source: RefSeq, a predicted model, not a curated record